UCUCAACCCUCCCCACCUCAAACCAAAGCGCCCUCAUGCCACACCCAUACGCACAAUUCGAGCCUUUCCCAACGGCUUUCGACUUCCAAUCAGCACUCAAGCAGCAAAGUCCUCUCAGAGACCCAACAAUCGCUUUCCCAGAGCGUGCAUCUCCCCUCGGGUCCUCGUUUCCCAAUUCCUCACCCCGCAUCUCCGAGUCUAGCAGUAGAGGCACUCCUCUCUACUCGCCAGCCAUGAGCCUCUCAACGCCGUUCGACGCUUUCCUCGAGCCCGAUCUCUUCCAGUCCCCAACUCCCCCUCAGGCGCCCGCCCCAUUCCAGUUCCCCCACGCCCAGCUAACAGCAGACGGUCACGGACUCAUCCUCCCCGCCGACCCCAACACUGCCCAGUACCAAGUGAACGGCUAUCCUUCCGCCAUCGCCGGCGCGUUCUACGACCCGUUCGCCACGCUCCCAUUGACCGCCUAUGCGCCAGAACAAGUUCAAGACUUGGCACUACACCUCCAGAUGCAGACUACGCCUCUCCAACCCCCGUACCCAGGGCUCAUCUCCGCCGGCUCCCUAUCCCCAACGAGCAGCUUCGAUAGCCCCUUGCUCUCUGCACUCGCCUCUCCCCAGCGACACGCUUCCCUCCCCGCGCUCUCCCAGCCCGGUCUUACAGCUCCCUUCCCGCACCCCCCCUCCCCGCCCAAAAAGCGCCGUUCCUUUUCCCACUCGCACGCUUCCGCCCUCCCCGUCUCCUCCUCAGAAGAAGACGACCUCACCAGGGCGAAGAUCCAUGUCUGCCCUGUAUGCGCACGCUGUUUCUCCCGCUCGCACGAUAUGCGCCGUCAUAUAAGAGGACACAACGAGGGCUCGCAUCAUAAAUGUGACGCAUGCGGAAGGGGGUUCAGGAGGCUUGACGCGGUGAAACGGCACUUGCGCACGGCGUGUCAAGGACAUCAGCGUUGAGGCGACAUCGACACCGGGGUUUCCAAUUCCCAGUAGUCCCAGCGCGGUGCUGUCUAUGCGUCGACGUUCUCCCCCCCAAUCUUGGGCCCGAUUGGAGCCACGAGAAGCCGCCGGUAGAAGCCAAGAGUGCGGAAGAAACCGAUCCCUAGCCUGAGCGUGACCUUGCGGAGAGGGCGCAGCUGACUCAGCAACGUGACAUGACGGCUCGGAGCGGGUGAGCCGGUGCGGAACGGGAGAGUCGCUCCGUAUGAUAUGAUAUGAUAUGACACGAGACGGACCUGAGCUGUUGUGAAGUUUGUAUGAGAUGAGACGAGACGAGGUGUAUUGGAAUCCGCUAUUUUACUUAUCUUUCUCCGGGUCGCACCUAACGGGUGCUGUUGUCGCUGCUCGAGAUCGCCCGGACUCUGUACUACUACUCUGUGCUCUGUGCUCUGUGCUCUGUUCUUUCUGUGUACUUUGUGUGCUCUAGAAUACCUUAUAUCCUGUUAACUUCAAACCGCC
This is a messenger RNA of Dacryopinax primogenitus, 1451 nucleotides long. RefSeq lists its product as uncharacterized. The transcript is spliced from 2 exons. Lineage: Eukaryota; Fungi; Basidiomycota; Dacrymycetes; Dacrymycetales; Dacrymycetaceae. Gene Ontology annotation, biological process: regulation of transcription by RNA polymerase II. Gene Ontology annotation, molecular function: DNA-binding transcription factor activity; RNA polymerase II cis-regulatory region sequence-specific DNA binding. The record is from RefSeq and is a predicted model, not a curated record. The coding region runs from base 36 to 950 and encodes 304 amino acids.